Salvia miltiorrhiza (redroot sage) is the source of this 2738-nucleotide messenger RNA. Its product is annotated as phosphatidylinositol 4-phosphate 5-kinase 8-like. Bases 347 to 2614 code for a protein of 755 amino acids. Gene Ontology annotation, molecular function: ATP binding; 1-phosphatidylinositol-4-phosphate 5-kinase activity. Lineage: Eukaryota; Viridiplantae; Streptophyta; Magnoliopsida; Lamiales; Lamiaceae. The record is from RefSeq and is a predicted model, not a curated record. The transcript is spliced from 10 exons. Gene Ontology annotation, biological process: phosphatidylinositol metabolic process.
ACAUGAUAAUAUUGGAAAGUUUGGCAAGUAGAAAUAGAAUAAUAAUAUUGACAGGGUUUUAGUGGAAUAUUGGAGUUUGUUUCCAGCAUCCAUUACCUGAAUGCUGUUGUCCUUUAAUGUUUUAAUUACCAUAUAAUAUUUUGGCCAGCUACUUAUUUUGAUGAAACUUUUAAUCAUAUACAAGGCUGAACAGUAACAAUGUGAUCUUAAUUAAUUUGGCAUUUUCUUUUUUCUUUAUAGGUUCAAAAUCCAAAGAAUACAUGCCAUUUCAUGUCAGGAUAAACCGUAGGAAAAACCAUAACAUCACUGCAGAAAGUUAGCUUCAGUAGGAGUCGGUCAUUCUGUCAUGGAAAAUGAGGAGAGGGGCUCUGAAAAGAUAUUUUCGAACGGAGAUGUGUAUCGUGGUGGUUUUAAGGGAACGAUUCCCCAUGGGAAAGGUAAGUAUACAUGGUUAGAUGGAAGCAUUUAUGAAGGUGAGUGGGAAGAAGGAAAGAUGGCAGGGAAAGGGAAGAUCCGUUGGUCCUCAGAGGCUAUGUAUGAGGGUGAUUUUUGUGGAGGUUAUCUUGAUGGUUUCGGAACUUUUAUUGGUUCCGAUGGUUCCAUGUACAGAGGUUGUUGGAAGAUGAAUUCUCAACAUGGCAUUGGGCGGAAGCAGUAUUCAAAUUCAGACAUUUAUGAUGGUUGUUGGAGAGAGGGAGUGCGAGAAGGCAGUGGCAGGUAUGCAUGGAGUAAUGAUAACAUAUAUAUUGGGAAUUGGAAAAAUGGGAGAAUGUGUGGUAGAGGGCUUAUGAAGUGGUUUAAUGGAGAUCUCUUUGAUGGCUUUUGGCUCAACGGGUUGAGAGAUGGGUCAGGCUGCUACAGAUUUUCUGAUGGAAGUUAUUAUUUUGGAACAUGGUCUAAAGGGCUGAAAGAUGGAUCUGGAACAUUUUAUCCUGCCGGAAAUAAGCAUCUGAGCAAACUUAAUCUUGAAAGCCACAAAGACAAGAGGCUGUCUCAGCUGUCAUCAGAUCAUUUAGAUGAAUCUAUGAUACCUAGUGUAAAGCCAAGUCUAUCUGAUAAAAUUUCAUCUAGCUUUAGAAGGGGUUCUGGUAGAUUCUCUCAUAAAGCUACAUUGAUCACAACUGAUUCAUUGAGAGAAAUGACGCCACAUGAGAGAGAGAGAUCAUCUAAUGGCUCUCAAACUGAACCAGACAGCAACACUGUGGCAUAUGAGAGGGAAUACAUGCAAGGAGUCCUUAUGAAAGAAAGGGUUAGAAAUAUAUCCAAACUAUCUCAUACAAGUAAACAACGUCUCAAAUUUGCUAAAGAUGUAGAAAAGAAAUCAUGUUUCAACAUUUUUCAAGGCCACAGGAGCUACUUUCUGAUGCUUAGCUUGCAACUUGGUAUCAGGUAUACUGUUGGAAAGAUCACACCGGUUCCUAUGCGGGAAGUCAGAUCAUCUGAUUUUGCAGAACAAGCAAGAAUAAGAAUGUAUUUUCCAAGAAAGGGUUCUCAACUGACUCCUCCGCACCAUUCUAUCGACUUUUACUGGAAGGACUAUUGUCCCAUGGUCUUCAGGAAUCUGAGAGAAUUAUUCAAGUUAAAUGCUGCAGAUUACAUGAUGUCCAUAUGUGGUGAUGAUGGUUUGAGAGAGCUUUCUUCCCCAGGAAAAAGUGGAAGCAUUUUCUAUCUCUCUCAUGAUGAUAGAUUCGUAAUCAAGACACUAAAAAAAUCUGAGCUUAAGGUGUUGUUGAAGAUGUUGCCUCACUAUUAUAGUCAUGUACAAGCGCAUGAUAACACACUCAUUACUAAGUUCUUUGGGACACACAGGAUAACAUUAAGACGUGGAAAAAAGGUCCGCUUUGUGGUCAUGGGGAAUAUGUUCUGUACUGAAUUAAGAAUACAUCGACGAUAUGAUUUAAAGGGCUCGGUUCAGGGCAGAUUCACAAACAAGGAUAAGAUUGAUGAGAGCACUACGUUGAAAGAUCUUGAUUUGGCUUAUGAGUUUCAUAUGGACAGGUCAUUGCAUGAGGCAUUGUUUAGGCAACUAUCUCUUGAUUCUGCAUUCUUGGAAUCUCAGCAUAUAAUAGAUUAUAGCCUCCUCUUGGGGUUGCAUUUUAGAGCACCUGAACAUCUAAGAUCGCUAUUAGAGCCUCCUGAUUCACAACACCAGGCUGAGAGCACUAUUAGUGCUGAUGGUGGAGACAUCUUAAUUCCUCCAAGGGGUUUAGUGUUAGUGACCCAUGAGCCUGGUGCUGUGAGCAUUGCACCAGGUCCUCACAUUCGGGGUGAUACAUUGAAAGCAUACUCUAUUGGCGACAAAGAAGCCGAUCUUCUUCUUCCUGGUACUGGAAGGUUGAGGGUGCAAUUAGGAGUAAACAUGCCGGCUCAGGCAAAUCACAAAAUCGUGCAGGCAGAGACCGAUAACGCUGAAACAGAGCUCUUCGAGGUGUACGACGUCGUUCUUUACCUUGGCGUGAUUGACAUAUUACAGGAAUACAACAUGAAAAAGAAGAUGGAACACGCGUGUAAAUCUCUUAAGUUUGAUCCUAUGUCAAUUUCUGUUGUAGAGCCUACGCUUUAUUCAAAACGUUUCAUUACCUUCCUAGAGAAAAUCUUUCCUGUUCAGCCGUAAGGGGACAGAGGAGAGCCUUCGGAUCACCAAUUGGAUUUCUUAUGUGAGUGUAUACGUUAAGCAUAUUUAAGAUUAUUUUUGUAUCUUUCACCUUAUGUUUCGGUAAUUGAUUCACUACUUAGCU